Molecule: messenger RNA, 2640 nt
Organism: Phytophthora infestans T30-4
Lineage: Eukaryota; Oomycota; Peronosporomycetes; Peronosporales; Peronosporaceae
Exons: 7
Coding region: 1-2640 (879 amino acids)
Source: RefSeq, a predicted model, not a curated record
AUGGAUCCAGCAGAAUACCCUUGGAGUAACCAAAACGAUCUGGUUUCCAGCUUAGAUCUGUUAGAGGAGGAAGUUCUUCGUGACCCAAGCAAACAUGGGCCGCAGUGGAAUCGAGAUACGCACCUCCUCGUGGAAGGAGAAUCCGCAGCUACAGUCCCAAGAGAAGUGACGAGGAUAUCUCCACGAAAGCCUCAAGUGGUGUUAAAGACUUCAACUCGACGCAGACUGGGUAAGAGCCGUCGCAGAGACCGGAGCACGAAUAAUGCAGAGGAACAAGAAGCACCGAGAAGACAGUUGCAGCUUGAGAAUGAGCGACUUCAACAUGAGGUGGCACAUUGGCAGCGUGAGGUGGCACAUGCCCGAGACGAAAAACACGAACUAGAAGUCUCAUUUCGACGGCUAGAUCAAGAGAUUGGUAAUGGAUACCACCUUGCGGAGCGCAAGGAGAAGGAGCUUCGUAUCGCGGAACUUGUGACGAAGAAUCAGAAGAUGUCGCUGCUACUGGAAAAGGAGCUUCAAGGUCAGGAAGAACUUCGUCGAGUGCAUAGAGAACUACAAGGCGAGCACCGAAAGAUGACGGAGCAAGUGACACUGCUCAACCAGGUUCUUGACAGUGUCGAAACUAAACAUACACAGCUGUCCAGCUCCCAUGACACACUCACCGCAAGCUACGAGGCAGCUCAAAACACAAUCGAGACGCUGCAACGUGAGAUUCACGUCCUGCAAGACAAAGUAGCCACCUCCGACGCCCACAUACAGGUUAUUACUGAGUAUGAAAGCAAGAUUCAACAGUGGGAGCGCACUUGUCGUGAGCUGGAGCGAAAGUGCGAGCAUAACACUCAAAAACUUAAACAGACUCAGAGAAUUGCGAGUACAACUCAGCAAGAAGCCCAACGAGCUCUCGAUCGCCAAGAAGAGUUGGAGCAGGAGCUGCGCAACGCACACGACCAAGUGAUUCAAGCCAACGCUGCCGUGAGGACGAUGGAAGCCAAGCUGGAGGCGAAUCUGAAAGCCGGCGGCAGUCAGGAAUUGCUUCGCCAGCGGAUCCGCCAAUUGGAGGGGGAGCUGCAGCAAAAGUACCGAGCCAACUCAGAGCUCAUGCAGACUUGUAACCAGCUACUUAGUUCACAAAAGCGACCUGGUUCUGGCAAGACACCUCGUACAACCAGAAACAGCCACGCAAUCGGAUCCCAAGUGGCCAGAUUGACCACGAGAAUCACCUCACUGACAGAUAAACUGUCUUCUGCGGAAGAAGCUUGCUUAGACAUCCUCAUGCAGGCAUUCCCCUUCUUGUUGCGCAAAUUGGACGCGAUGCAGGACCAGCUGGCUGCUGCAGUUGAAUCCAAUGACAUUAUUCAGCGUGCUUUAGAAGAAGUGCACGGUCAAUCCAAUGCUGGCUUCGCUAACAAUGACACCCGAUUGAGCGGCUCUAUGUAUCUCCACUUAGCACGGGACAAAUACGUGCUCGAAGCCCCGUAUCCACUUGAAUUGCUCACUUAUCAAACUGGAGCUCAAGUGUUAAGAGGAAAUUUAGAGUCGACAACCAGGGCAAAGACAAAGACGUUUUUGCCAUUCAGAGUCAAGUUGAGCGCCUUACAAUUGAAGGACAGUCAGCGCGAAGAAGAGAGUGAGAAUCGGAUGGAUCAACUUGUCACGCUUUCUGCCGACUCGAGCGACACCAGUGGCGCUGCGUAUCUAAAUCGAAGUAAGAUCAAUGCGUUCUUAGAAGUGAUCCAAUGCAGCGCUGCGAGGAAGAAGUUCAAGACUCUCGUCAUUGGGAAACUAGCUGAGACUCUGAAUAAAUUACGCAAACUCGCGCAUCGCUCUGCUUCGGAGGCGGCAACACAGCAAGCGUCGAUCCAAAUGCUACAGCGUGAGAUCGUAGAACUUCAGCACCGACUGAGAAACUCUCGAAGUGAUGGCAACAUCAACGGUCAGUGUGACGGAGUUGCUGCUAGGAAGGAGGCGUUUAAGACAAGCCAAUUCCUCCUGAAAAUGGUAGAUGUGUACGCCGAGAAGCAGCUGGAAAGUGAUCAGCGUCAAAUGACUUUCGUAACUCAGCCGAUGUUCAGCGAUAUGCUCAUAACCAAGACACAAAACGAAAGCUAUAGCUCAUCUGGUGAUCGCCUUUUGCUUUCAGAGAGCGACCUGAGCGAUGAAGACGUGGGUCAGUUGUUGCUAAAGAUUUUGGUGAGUGGAGUGAGGUUCCGCGAGAUCAACCUUGAUUCAAAUAAUAUCUCGGAUGCUGGAGCUCAACACGUGGCCGAAUUCGUGGAGAAAUCCCCUACAAGUGUUCGAGUUAUGAGGCUUAUUGGUAACAAACGUAUAACACGUCGUGGAAUUGAUUUAAUCAAGGGAGGUUUGAUACGGAAUCACCGUGUGCAGCGUGUGAGCGAGAACGAGCGUGCAUCAGAUGAUUGUAUUAUUUUGCGCGGUCUUGCAAUUGACCAGAGCUUUGAUGAAAGCGGCAAUGCCACGGAAGUUCUCCGAGUUAUCUUACCAAUAACUUCGGAAAAUGAAGAACAUGGGGCUGCGACGAUGGAAACGACGCCGGAAGCGGUCGAUGCCAUGACGGAAAAGCUUCGCCAGCUCGGUUUCAGCUUCGCCAACACUUGGCGGCGAGGAUUCGGUCGCCUAUGA